Molecule: messenger RNA, 3538 nt
Organism: Esox lucius (northern pike)
Lineage: Eukaryota; Metazoa; Chordata; Actinopteri; Esociformes; Esocidae
Gene: slc30a2
Product: solute carrier family 30 member 2
Exons: 8
Coding region: 211-1437 (408 amino acids)
Biological process (GO): response to zinc ion; zinc ion transmembrane transport
Cellular component (GO): plasma membrane
Molecular function (GO): zinc ion transmembrane transporter activity
Source: RefSeq, a predicted model, not a curated record
GAGUAUAGGCUACUAUACCGGGUCCCAUAUUUGCAACUGGCGAUACUUAUUUUACUUGAAGGAUUUAAUUUUAUUACUACGGUGGGAAUGGCUUGGAAUAGUGUUCUAGGUGUAAUUUAAGAUACAGUCGGAUUUACUGACCUCAAAAUCCUGCAUUUUUUCAGAUUCCGAUUCAGUUGUAAUAUACCCCACAACCGCGACAAUACGACGAUGGAUACUACAGUGAAUUCAGAAAGAAAUUCAGAGAAAUCGCACCUUGUGCACGAGAAAAAUGCCAAAAUAUAUUCACUGAAAAGUUCCUUUUUAGACUCCAAAGAAGAUUAUCCCAAGUUCCCGUUGGAGAACGGAGAUGCGGCUGGAGCCAUUGAGCUGAAGCAACCUGUUGGUACCCAUUGCCAUGGUAACAAAGCAGUGAACGAGGAGAACCAUGACAAGCUGCUAGCUAAGAAGAAACUGUAUAUUGCCUCCAUUGUGUGCCUCAUCUUCAUGAUCGGAGAAAUCAUAGGUGGUUACCUGGCCCACAGUUUGGCCAUAAUGACAGAUGCAGCUCACCUCCUGACUGACUUCGGCAGCAUGAUGGUUAGUCUCUUCUCUCUGUGGAUCUCCACCAGGCCCUCCACCAAAACCAUGACAUUUGGUUGGCACCGCUCAGAGAUCCUGGGAGCCCUGGUGUCAGUGAUGUCCAUUUGGAUAGUGACUGGGGCACUGGUUUAUCUGGCCAUCGAGAGGAUCAUCAGGAACGACUACGAGAUCAACAGUCAAGCUAUGCUCAUUACCUCCGGCUGCGCUGUUAUUGUGAACAUAAUAAUGGCAUACAUCCUUCACCACUCUACCACCUUUCAUGCCCAUGGCUCUGGCUACCACCAGAUUGACGAGAACGGGCAGAGCCCAGUAGGUCACGGCCACUCCCAGGUGGGUCACGGCCACUCACAUGCGCUCUUUGGUCAUGGCCACGGCAAUACCAGUGUGAGAGCAGCCUUCAUUCACGUGUUGGGAGAUCUCCUGCAGAGUGUCGGGGUCCUAGUGGCUGCCAUAGUCAUCUUCUUCAGGCCUGAAUAUAAAGUAGCGGAUCCCAUUUGUACCUUCCUCUUCUCCGUGUUCGUUCUGGGCACCACCUUCACCAUCGUCAGGGAUGUUUUCAGGAUACUCAUGGAAGGAACUCCUAAAGGAAUAGAAUUUAACUCUGUGAAGGAAGUGUUACUGUCUCUGAAGAUGGUGAAGUCCAUGCACAACCUGCACCUAUGGGCCCUGACUGCGGGACAGACUCUGGUUUCGGUCCAUGUAGCAGUCGAGGAGAAUGCAGAUCCCCAGAGUGUCCUUAAGGAGGCCACAGAGAUCCUUCAGACAAAGUUUGGAUUCUACAGCACCACCAUCCAGGUGGAGCCCUACUCUGAGGACAUGGCCUACUGCAACUACUGCCAGGACCCCAUGGACUGACACAACCACCACAGGGACGGGAGCCAGCUGUCCUUUUCAAACAGAGUGGGUACUGUGUACAUACAGAAGCACCAUUGAGGAUGUAAACUAGGAAUUGAAACACUGUGCAAAGCAUCACCAGAAGACCAAGAACAAUGUUCUGAUCCAUCAUCAGCUUUGCAGGACUCCACCAAAUGUACUUACGGUACUUUAUGCGUCAUAUCAUGCCAAAGAUUCCCAUAUGAAUACCACUUAUUCAGGAUACGUUGAUAUUCCAGACAAUGGAUUUCAUGCCAAGACAUUGUGUAGGUAUCAGGGACAGACAUUUUAAAGAUUACAAAUUUGCGCAGAAUGUAUCAGCACGUUUAUAGUACUGUAUGCAGCCCCUUUACCAGUCUGUGCUGAUGUAGUAUUUUUAGCCGUUUGGCUCUAGCAGUCCCUCAUUUACAUGGUGCAUGAGGACAGCAGAUCAUUGUAAUAGCUGGUCUCUGUAGUUUUUUGUGUCUUAAGAACUCUGAAACCUAUUCGAUUUCUGUCUCAGCCGGGCCUUUAUUUGCGUGUCAGUGUCUGCCAAAUGGUAGCAGUAUUUGGUUCCCAGCUGAAAAGAGUUCCGGAUCAAAUAAGAAACAUUGAUUAUGUCUGUGUGAGAAAUCAUACUACAAGCACACUCAUCUCACUCAGAGGAGGAAGCCAAUUUACAAAAGGAGCUGGUCAGUUAGUUUUAGCAUUGUGGGCCUUAUUCAUCUGUACCCUAGGAUAUUCCCUAUGUGGAUAAAGUAAUGAUACUAGCUGAUACUCAGGCACGCCUCUAUUCCUUAUUAUAAACAGGGUUGUUCCAAUCCUUAAUGCUAACUGGCUGAAAGCCAAGGGAAGGACAUGACAUCACUUUUGACCUCUCAAAUUGAAUUGGUAUCCAGUUUAUAACAGUAAUGUUAAACUAACCCUCCUGUCCAACAGUGUAGGUUUGUAUUGUAUAUCGGGGGGGUCAGGGUCAAUCUAUCCCAGGAUUUGCAUUCUUUUCCAGGGGGGUCACAUUGACCUCUCUGUAAUAUUGGUGGGGUUGGGGGGGGGGGCGUCCCCCCUAAUUUUAGGCCCCUGCUCCUAUCGCAAAGUUUUGUUAACAUCGUAGCCUUUACAGCUUUGUUUUGCGAUUACGCAGAUCAAGACAUCAUUGGUGCAAAGCACUUCCUCUGGAUCUUUGGACACUUACAUUUACAGUGGCUCUCAAAAGGAUUCACUCCCUUGGACGAAAAUGUGUGUAACACAUUUUAUUGUGUUACAACAUGAAAAUAAAAUAGAUUGAAUUAGGAGUUUUUGCCACUGAUCAAAACAAAUGAAAGUCCAUAAUGUCAAGUGAGAAAUAAAAACGUAAUGGAUUGCAUAACUAUUCACUUCCUAAAGUUAGUCUUUGGUUAAAGUACCGUUGGCAGCAAUUACAGCCAUGUGUUUAUAGGCACAAGCUUUGCAAAUCUGGACAUUACUUUUUGAGUUUUGUCCAUUACUCUUUGGAAAAUGGCUUAAGCCCCACCAAGUUGGAUGGAGACCUUUGGUGAACGACAAUUUCCCCCAUAUUCUUAACUGGAUUGACGUCCGGUCUUUGGCUGGGCCACUCGAAAGACGUUGACCUUUUUGUUUUUAAGCCCCUCCAGUGUGGCUUUGGCCAGGAUUUAUCCUCUAUUUUCACAAGCUUUUCAGGCUCUUAUGCAGUGAAGCAUCCCGAUAACAUGAUAUUGCCGCCACCAAGCUACACGCUAGGGGUGGCGUUCUCUGGAUGAUUUUCGGUGUUAGGCAUGCGCUAAUUACAGCACAAUUACAGACCAAAAAGCUUCCACUUGGCCUCAGUCUCUCACAUCCUUCUGGCAAACGUAUUUUUCAUUUUGACAUUGUUGGCGUUUUUUGAGAUGGCCAGUGUCAAGAACACCUAAGUGAAUUCAUUUAGAUUUCAUGUUGAAACACAAUCAAAUCUGGAAAAGUCCAAGUGGGUGAAUUGUUUUGAGAGCCACUUUACACUAUUCAGUACAUUUAUACUUACAUUUCUCUCUGCAUUAUAUAUGUACAGUACAUACAUACUUACAUUUCUCUCUGCAUUAUAUAUGUACAGUACAUACAUACUUACAUUUCU